Messenger RNA from Diorhabda carinulata, 1499 nucleotides. RefSeq names its product tumor susceptibility gene 101 protein (gene TSG101). The transcript has 6 exons. The coding region runs from base 154 to 1362 and encodes 402 amino acids. Gene Ontology annotation, cellular component: ESCRT I complex. Gene Ontology annotation, molecular function: ubiquitin binding. Gene Ontology annotation, biological process: protein transport; protein modification process; endosome to lysosome transport. NCBI's taxonomy places the organism in Eukaryota, Metazoa, Arthropoda, Insecta, Coleoptera, Chrysomelidae. The record is from RefSeq and is a predicted model, not a curated record.
GAAAAGAAGAAUUUAUUCAUGAAAUGUCAUUCCAAUAAUAUUCUUAUUUAAGUAAUAAGUGUAAAUUUUGUUUGUUUUUACGUAGCUUUGAUUAUUACUAAAGUGAAUAUAUCUCGUUGAGUAAAGUUGAAUUAAUAUAUUCUAUUAUUUAAAAUGGUGGAUACUGACAGAUUAAGGAGCUGGUUAUCAGUUUAUCACAAUCCUGAUCUGGCUUACAGGGAAAUAAUGAGUGUUAAUCAACAAUAUAAAGGUUUACAUCCAGAACAAAACACUUACAUUUUUAAUGAUGGUGUUAGAAUGGAACUUGUAAAUUUGAGCGGUACCAUUCCAGUGCGAUACAAAGGUAACUUAUACAAUAUACCCAUAUGCAUUUGGUUAAUGGACACUCAUCCCUUAAACGCUCCCAUAUGUUAUGUGAAACCCACUAUGGAUAUGUCCAUAAAAGUAUCCAUGUUUGUAGAUCAAAGUGGGAAAAUAUAUUUACCUUAUUUACAUGAUUGGGUACCAAACGAGUCAGAUUUGUUAGGUUUAAUUCAAGUUCUAAUAGUUACCUUCGGCGAUCAUCCCCCUGUUUUCGCUAAAGUCAAAGACAACGUUUACCCCCCGUCAAAUCGUGAGUAUUUAAUACGAAAUUCAAUAAAAAAUUUUUUUAUGGAACAUUUCAUUCUUUUAGCGUUUAUGCCCCAACCGGUUGGAGGUUAUAAUAUGCCUCCGAAUCCUGCUCCUGUUUACGGCCUAUCUGCGGGUUACAAUUGUCCUCCUUAUCCCCCGCAACCCGUUAGACAUCUGAAUUAUCCUUUCCCUUUUCCAAAUAAUAAUAAUUUCGGAGGCUCAGUACCUCAACCGGGUACAGGUACUAUAAAAGAAGAACAUAUAAGGGAGUCAUUAUUGACUGCUUUGGAGGAAAGAUUGUUGAGGAGGAUGAAGGAGCAGUUCCAGCAGAAUCAGGCCGAAUUGGAGACUUUGAAGCGUACCCAAGAGGAAUUGAAACAAGGGAAAGUCAAGUUGGAUAAUAUACUUAGUCGUUUGGAAAAAGAAAAGAAUGAUUUGGAUAAAAAUAUUACAAUGUUGCAAGAUAAGGAACAGGAAUUGGAUAAGGCGAUCGAAAGAAUAAGUAACCAAGAGUCGAUAGACGUCGAUGAUGCCGUUACGACUACAGCUCCUUUAUAUAAACAGUUGUUGACAGCAUUUGCAGAAGAGGCGGCACUAGAAGAUACGAUUUAUUACAUGGGGGAAGCUCUGAGGUGCGGCGUCAUAGAUUUGGACGUAUUUUUGAGACAAGUAAGGAGCUUGUCGAGAAAACAAUUCAUGCUUCGAGCUCUUAUGCAAAAAUGUCGUCAAAAAGCUGGUUUAUCAAUAUGAAAAACUGUUCUAAAGCCAUAUAUUUAAUGUUUUUACUCAUAUAAUUCUUAAUUUGAAUGUUAUAAAGAAAUUAAAGUUUUUAUUCAUUUGUACACUGUUUUACGCAUAUAUAAUCGCAAAUAAAUUGGUUUCUAUUC